GUUGUGUGUUGGAGCCUCUCCUGCACAGAUACUGGCCAAGGAGCUGGAGGAGCCCCUGUGUGUCCCGUGGCUCGUUUCAGCAGCCGUGUCUGUCUGCAGUCACCCGGCACUGCCUGCAGUGAUGCUGGGGUUUAACAGGAGCUGGCUGAUGGCUCCUCCACGCAUUGGCUGCACCAGCCGGGUCUGCACGGCCAAUGUCUCCUGCAGGCUGGGAGAGCCAACUUGGAGCCCCCAGUUUACACAUGGCACGAAGCAGUGUCCUCAUCCUCAUCCCAGUCUGGAAGUGCAGGGAGGGGGCUGUGACCCAGCAGAGCGAUUCCCAGAAAAAGCCUGAAGGACCGAUGUAGAGUUCAGUAAAUUCAGUGAUGAGAGUGAACCAAAACACCCAAUCCAUCUUCCCAUGUUUGUCCUUCCUCCCAUCUGCUGCAUUCCUGCAGCGCUGCUGAGCCCGGCACAUCCCCAAGCUCUGCUCUGCGUCUGGCUCAGCUUAACCCCUUGGCUGCUGCAGCUCCUCCGCCUCCGCAUGGCCCCAUUCCCAAGCUCCUUUCUCAGGCUCCUUAAACCACAGCCCGGCGCUGGGAACCAGACCCGGCCGUGCUCCUGCCCCUGGGCUGUGCAGUGCUUGGGGUGCUCCGUGCCCGGAUCAUUCCCAGCUUCCAGUACAGGAAGGUUUGGAGCCCCCGAGCUCAGCACGUUGCCGGUGUGGGCACAGAGGGACCCGGCCGAGGCACAGCACACGGGAUGGAUGCCGGCUCCCUGGAUGCAGCGGUGCAGGGCGCCCUCCAGGCCCUCUACCCGCCCUUCGACGCCACGGCCCCCACGGUGCUGGGGCAAGUCUUCCGGCUGCUGGAGACCAGCUACCAGGGUGAUGGGCUCUGCUGCCUGCUCCAGUUCCUCAUCCCAGCCAAGCGCCUCUUCGAGCACGUCCGGCAGGCAGCCUGCGCUCCCUACUUUAACUGCAUCUUUCUCCAUGAAGGCUGGCCCUUGUGUCUGCACGAGAAGGUGGUUGUGCACCUCGCGCCGCUCAACCCGCUCCUGCUGCGCCCUGGGGACUUCUACCUGCAGGCGGAGCCGUGCGAGGAGCACUCGGCGCGCAUCGUCCUCAAGCACCUCUCCCAGGACCUGUGCACGGUGGAGGAGAUGCCGGUCCCCGAGGCUGCCUACGCGCUGCUCUUCACCAACGAGUGGCUGGAGGAGAUCAACGGCGACCGGGCCGGAGCCCCCCUGCAAACCUGCCUGGUGGCCACUGAGAAUGGCAUCGCCCCGCUGCCGUGGAGCAGCAUUGCCACACCGGAGUUCAUCGACAAGCCCAAGGCUGGAGCUGAUGGGAUGUCUGUGGACACCCAGCGUGACCCUGCUUCUGAAGCCGCAGUCGAGUCAGCAACACCCAGCGUGCCCGUGCCCCACGGCAAGGCAGGCAUCCCCGGGCCCUAUAGCAACGUUGUGGGCACCAUCCCGGGCUGCAAGGGCACCUCUCGGAAGUCGAGCCAGGGAAAAUACCCGGGACUGAUCAAGGUGGACCAGGCUGGGCUGCGGAAGAAGCCGAGCGCGCUGGCCAUGCCCAGCCUCUGCGAGAUCAUCAGCCAGAACCUGGAGGGGGAGUACGUGGACCUGCUGGAGCUGUCCCCGGAGCAGAUGGGCCUCCUGGCCAGGUCCCUGCCGGCGGGCGCCGGGAACAAGGCUGCGCUCCCCUGUGUGAACGGGGGUCCCUGCGGGGCGACACCGAGCUCGGAGGAGGGUCCCUGCACCCCGUGCCUGGGGCGGGAGCUGAGCCGGGAGCCGGGGCCACACGGGCCACGGUGCCGCCACCGCGACUCGUACCUGGCCGCGCUGCAGAACCCGGUGAGCUUCGGCGCCGGGCUGAUGGCAGCCAUCCUGGAGGAGCCGGACGGCCCCGGCCCCGAGCCGCCCCCCGCCGCUCCCCGUGAGAGCCCCGCGCAGCGCGGGAUGGGGGCCGGCAGCCCCACGCUCCUCACCCCCCGAGCCCAGGCAGGGGCGCGGCAGAGCAGCCCCCGGCUGCCCCAGGGCUCCGGCCACAAGUUCUCCUUCCUGAAGGGGCCCCGGCUCGGGGCGGCCCCUGGGGAUGAAAGAGCCGGCAGCCAGCAGGAAGGGGCCUGGAGGAAGAUGUCUGCCAUCUACUCGCCCAGGAUGGGCAGAGCCAAGGCAGGCGGGAAAGGUUCGGAUGUGGCAGCCCCUGCCCCUGCGGAGGAACGACCCAUGGAAAGCUCCGGCUGUAAGAAUGGACCCUCCAUGCCCAGCACCAGCACCAGCACCAGCACUGUGGGCUGGGAGCCGCCGGCCUGGCAGGACCUGCACACGGGGCUGCUGCACUCAGGCAUCGUGUGCCUGCCAGGCAGCUCAGACAGGCAGGGCAGGGCCCUGCUCCAGGUGACCACCGGUGGCAGCGCCUGGGGGGCCGCGUGGUGCUCGGCCGCUGAGCUGGGGACGCUCAUCCUCUACCUCUGCUCCAUCGCCAGGCAAGACACGAAGGACGCCGGCCUGACCGUCGUGGUGGAUGCCAGGAAGCAGCCGCCUGCUCCUGUCCUGUUCUCUGCCCUCCGCUCUGCCCAGAGCAUCUCGCCGGGCUGCAUCCACACCGUGCUGCUGCUGGCCGAGAAGGAGCUGGUCACGCACCGCGAGAAGCUGCCCGGGGUGCAGGUGGAGUCGCUGCCGUCGCUGAAGGCUCUGGGCCGCUUCGUCGACAGCUCCCAGCUGACACCGGAGCUGGACGGUGCCUUCCCCUACAGCCACGGCGAGUGGGUGCAGUUCUUCCAGAAACUGCAUCCCUUCACGGCCAGCCUCCGGCGGGCAUCGGAGCUGCUGCGGAGCUGCAUCCAGGAGCUGCGGACUGGCAACACGCUGGUGGUGACACAGGAUGCGGGCGCCUGCAUCGGGAGGCACCGGGAGCUGAUGCGGAGGGUGCUGAGCGAUGCGCCGCUGGUGUGGGUGCAGCGCGAGGGGGGGGCCGUGCUGGCCAGGCUGCGCAGGGAGGCCGCCCGGCUCCGCACCUCGGCCCACGUCAGGACCAGCAUGGAGUCGGCCGAGGCGCUGUACAAUCAGCUGGAGGAAGAGCUUCAUGACCUGGUGUUCCAGUCCAACAGCUCCCUGGAGCGCCUGGAGUUCCUCCGGAAGGUGCGGGAGCUGGAGGCUGAGUUCAGCAAGCUGGGGCUGUGGCUGGACGGGGAGGCAGCGGCGCGGCUGCAGGAGAUGGGUGCUGAGGAGUGGAGCCCCGAGAGCUUCCUGGGGUCUGACGAGCAGUUCAACGAGUUCCUCGCCCAGGCAACAGCUCAGUACCGGCACGGCCUGGUGCUGUGUCAGGAGGCAGCUGAGGUCCAAGGCGCAGCUUUCCCAGAGGCAGACCUCUUCCAGGCGGCCGUGGCCCUUUUCCGGACGAAGCUGACGAGCUUCCACAGGCAGGUGGAACGGCGCCAGGCGGAGCGGGAGCUGCUGCGGGACCUCGGAUGCUUCUCCAGCAAGAUCGCGGGGCUGAAGCUGUGCUGCGGGCAGUGCCCGGGGCGGGGGAAGCGCGAGGAGGGCCGGGCGCUGCAGGGCCUGCAGAGCUCCUUCCAGAAGCUGUUGGUGGAGUUCGCCCUGGAGAAGCUGCAGGAGAUGAAGGCUCAGGUGCGCAGGAUGCGGAGCAGCCCCGCGCUGGCAGCCUGGACCGAGGCACGGCACCGGUACCAGGAGACGCGGCAGGUCCUGGAGGAGAUGCUGGCAGAGCUGCAGGAGGCCUGGGGAGCUGAGGCCGAGGGGCACGGAGGCUCCUUCAGCUGCCCCGGCUCGGGGUCUGCUGCCCCUUGCGAGGGAGCUCCUGAGCCAGCGGUGCCAGGGGAGCAACCAGAGGCCGGUGCCGGGACAGGACAGCCCCGGGCCAGCAGCGCUCCCAGCCCCUCACUGGGUGCGGAGCCAAGUUCCCCGCAGCCCCACGGCCAUCAGGGGCCGGAGGGUGAUCCUGCCUCUCACCACUGCGCCUCUGCCAACACCUCCCUCCCCAAACCCGAGAGCGGAGCCUGCCCGGGCGCUGCAGGACUCACCCACAGCAGCCGGGUCCUCCAGAGACAUCCCCUCACAGCGCCGGCCCGGGCGCGUCUUCCAGGCACCGACCCCCCGUGUCCCGCGGCCGUGCCCCCCGGGGCCGGCACACGUGGUCCAUCCGCCCAUAAGCGGGCAGAAUACUUCCAGGUUUCCAGCCAGAGCAGCUUCUCCUCUGAGGACUCCGACUCGCAGAACUCCACCGAGGACGCCCCAGCACCGAGCCUGGCCUUGUCCUGGGACCUGCAGAGCCCGAGACCACGUUGCCCCCCCGAAAAGCCCUCCCAGAUCAUUUACCUGGAGAACCACCACACCGAGAGUCCAGCUAAAGCAAAUGCCAAGUAAGCAGUCCCAGUCAGGGCUGUUUCUGCCCAGUGGUUGAGGUAUCCAUCACCAGCUGGAUGGGACAUCCCAUGCUCGGAGGUGGGGUCUGCUGCUGUUCCAGCAUCCUUCAGUUUCCUGUCCUUUUUCUCACCCCACCGUGGUGCAGCACUGACUUCAUGGCUACGAGGUCUGUUAAUACUAAUAGCUGUGUAGUAACCCUCACCUAAAGUGCACUUACCUCUACAAGCAGUUCCUGGAACAGCGGUUCCCCGCAGGCAGGAGCCAGGCUUGGAGCAUCCAUGGGGAGCACAGAUGUGGGCUGGGGUGCACUG
Pezoporus flaviventris is the source of this 4688-nucleotide messenger RNA. RefSeq names its product KIAA1755 ortholog. Bases 742 to 4377 code for a protein of 1211 amino acids. The transcript has 14 exons. NCBI's taxonomy places the organism in Eukaryota, Metazoa, Chordata, Aves, Psittaciformes, Psittacidae. The record is from RefSeq and is a predicted model, not a curated record.